This is a messenger RNA of Trichomonas vaginalis G3, 600 nucleotides long. RefSeq names its product myotrophin family. Gene Ontology annotation, cellular component: nucleus; cytoplasm. Gene Ontology annotation, molecular function: protein binding. The coding region runs from base 1 to 600 and encodes 199 amino acids. The transcript has a single exon. The record is from RefSeq and is a predicted model, not a curated record. NCBI's taxonomy places the organism in Eukaryota, Parabasalia, Trichomonadida, Trichomonadidae.
AUGUCGCAUGGCGCUAAUUGCAAUUUAAGAUAUAAUGGAUUAUCGAUUAUUCACUAUUCAGUCAAAAACAAUAAUAAAGAAAUAUUAACAAUGCUCAUUCAUCAUGGUGUUGAUAUCAAUACCAUAGAUGAUGAAGGAAGAACUGCUCUUCAUUUGGCAUCAGCAAAUAAUUAUGCUGAAAUCGUCGAAUUUCUUGUUUUAAAUGAUGCUGAUUUAAAUGCAAAGGAUAAUUUCAAUAUUACUCCAUUCCAAUAUGCAUUGCGAAAUUAUAAUGUGAAUAUCAUGAAAACUCUAAUUCUUUAUGGUGUUGAUGUGAAUACAAGUAUCGAGAAUGGAUUAACAGCUCUUCACUUUGCAUCAUGGUUUCAUGAUAAAGAAAUGAUAGAGUUUCUAAUCUCUCAUGGAAUCAACAUCAAUUGCCGAAUUGAAAAGGAUGGACGUUCUGCAAUCCAUCUUGCAUCAAUAAUUAGUCAUGAAAAUCUGAAAUAUCAUGAACCUUGCGAUUAUAAAGAAGUUUUAGAAUUACUCAUUAAUCAUGGCGCUGAUAUCAACGCGAUAGAUAUUGAAGGUAGAACAGCACUUUAUUGUGCAUCUGAGUAA